UAAUAAUAAUAACCAUGGAAACUGCCAUUUUACCAGAGAUCCAACACGUCAAAAUAUUUUUUUCUUUUUCUUUUUGAAUUCGCCAUUAAAUUUUACUUAUCAUACAUAAAAUUUAGAAAAUUCUAUGAAAGGAUUAAAUUUUCAUAAAACACAACAACAGAGAUGUAGAUAUAACAUCUGACAAUAAUAAUAAAUUGAUGGUAUUUUAAUGCAGAAUAUACCACUGACUCACAUUUUACGGUUGAAAAGUGUGACUCGUUUGUUUCGCAAGGUACUGUACUAUACAUAGCGUUUCCUCAAAGAUACUUUACAAUAAUUAUGUCAUAUGUGUUUGGUGUUUUUGGUUGUCAAAAUUAUUGAUUAUAUUAUCAUAAAAAUAUUACCAAAAUACCAAAACAAAAGAAAUCUGUAGAUGUAUUUUAAUGGUAGCGAUAGGAACAUGCACUAUAUAAUCGCUAACCAACUAAAAAUUUAAUGGGAGUAUUUUGUUCUGGAACGUUUUAUUCAGAUUUACGUACAAUUAAUAUUCAUGUAUUUUAAAUAACAGAGGUAGCAAUUUUUUCGUGAAAUUACCAUAAGAAUAUAAAAACAAUAUGAUUUUACUGCUUUUAAAUGUUAACAAAAUUUUACAUGAGAUGUAGCUUUAUACCCUUUAAGAUCUUUGUCAUAAAAAAAUACAUGGAAAGAAAGCUGUGAUGAAGUCCAAAAUUGUGAAUAGAAAGCACAUGAAAUCUUACGUUUAUUUAUGUGUGUCGGUGAAAGUAUUCAAAACGAAUACUUUGAUCGAUAGAACAUAAGAAGCCAACUUGAAACGUAACGAAAUGAUCAAAUCUCACUUACAUACAGCAUCAAGUGCUGUGAAAAUUUGUUUAGCAAAGUAAAUUGAUGAAAAACAUUAUUUUAAAAGAUACAUUUUCUAUCGAAUUUUUAUAACCUAACGCAAUACUUACUCAAUGAUGUACAGCUGAAAAAUAUUCAAACAAUAUGAAUAUCAAUGGUUCGCUAAUUACAUAAAUUUUGCAAUACAUUUUAUAACAACCCUGCAUAAUUUUAAUCAAAUUAAAAUAAAUAAAAGAGACACUUACCCCAACAUAUGACAAAACGAGUACGAACACAACGAACAUUUUCAUGUUGAGUUGAGAUCAUUAAUGAUUAUGAGAUUUAUAUUUUUUAAACCAUUUCACUCGUUCGAUCCAGUCACGUGACAAGAUGUACAUGAUCUGUCUCCAUGGGGGUGCUGCACAUCUAAUAAGCCAAGCCGCUCGCGUCAACUCUGUAUAUCCUGUUGUCAGGCGCCGAAACUGAUCAAUCGGCGGCUUAUGAAGGCGCCGAAACUGGUCAAUCGGCGGCCUAAGAGCUUCUUCUUCAGAAGUGCGGAAGCGGUACGUAUCGUAUAUUUAUGUUAUUUAAUUGAACUAGCCUUCUUUAAUCAUGGCGAAUUUUAAUUUCUAGGACAAAUCUUUCAAAAUAUAUCUGAAUGUUUUUCGUACGCUCCUAACUAUCAUCGUGUAAUUUUUUUUUUAACGGACAUUUUGCGAUCACCUAAAAUUUUACUAAAUUACUAAAUGACUUGAAUCGAAAUUUAUAGAACUAGAUGUUAAAAUAUAAAUAAAUAAAAAACAUAUUUUGAGAAUAUUUUUUUUCCUUUAAGCUGUCCACAAAAUAAAAUAUUAAUCAAGUUUCCAUAAAAAAAUUAUCAUUGUUCUUUUAGAAUAAAGAAAAAAAAGAAUGAAAGAUAAAAAGAAAUUAAGAAAAAAAAGAAAGAAAGAAAGAGAGAGCAUUACUAAUGUAUUCAAAUGCAUUUUAAAGUAAUUUCCUCUGUUAUUAAAUAUUCUCACAUUUCAUUAAACAGCAUUUUUCAGUAAUGUUUAUGUUUCAUGCUGUGUCAUUCAUGUAUCAUAUUUUUUUUUCUUAUGUCUAAAUGUUAAAAUUGUGUUAAGAAAAUUUCUGAUAAUAGUUCAUAAAACAUAUUCAUUAGUCGUCAGUACCAGUUAUAUAAAUGAAACUGAUGGACUUAAAUAAAAGUUGCAAGAGCAGUUUUGAAAAAAAGGAACUUUAAAUUCCCUCUGGUUUGUGGUCUCUUAAAACAUUCAUAUCCUUUAAUGUUUGUUUUACUUCAUUUCUUUUCUAUGAUAUCGCUCUACAUUUGAUUCACUUUUGAACAGAUUCUCAGAUAACAAAAAAAUCUAGCCUUAUUCUCAUAUUCAUAUAACGUUUAACUAUAAUCUAUAAGAUAUUGUGAAUUACCGAAAAUUACCGAUGGGGCGGGGCAGUGGUGUUCACGGUCCUGGGUUUAAGAAUGUACAUGUUCAAUAUAUUUCCUCGACAGUUUUCUGUACCUAGCUAAUUAAUUUGAUCAUAAGCAAAUAUUGUGUCUAUAAACAAAUUUCAAUAAAAAUAUGAAAUACUUAAUUCAUUAUUUUGUUAAAACGAAACUGAAUUGAGAAUAUUUGUAAGUAUUCAAAGCUGAAAAGAUAAAAAAAUAUAGCAAUUAAAUUUUAUAUGUAAACAAUGACUUCGACAACUUUAACUUUAGAACCGCCCCUAAAAAACUUCUGACCAAUAAAUGAAAUUGGCGCUAAAUAUUGUCCAAUGAGCGUAAAUAUUAUGAUUGUCGCCUUUUACCUAGCGUUACAUGACCGACAGUUCUUCAGCAGUCAGGACGUUUGUUCAUAACAAGAAAUAAAGUAAGUUUAAUUGGCUUUUCUCUUGAAAUAUUUUAUUCUUAAUUCUAGAAGUUAAUUACUGGGGUUAUAAAGUAAAAUAGAAAAGAAUUUAAAGUACUUUUAAUUACAUUAAGUCUGGUUCGGGGAUAAAAAAAGGUUCGGGAAUAAACUUCGGUAGCCCAAACAAUUUGGUCACUAUUAAGAUAAAUAAAUUAAAUGUACUUGAUAAAUUAUUUCGUUAAAAAACCAACAUGCAGACGGUCACCUCGAUGAUAUCUUAAGAAAUUCGUAAAACCAGAGACAUAGAUAAUCGUUAUGCUGAACUGUUUAACAAUACUUUUAUUUGAUUUUCUUUUAUUGGUACUGUAUUGUGUUUUAAAAAUAACAUCUUUUUUAAACAGAAGAUGAUGUGGUGGUUAAGACGUUCGGUUACUGGAGAAGUUUACUUGCAUAGAGAUGAGGAGAAUCAUCUUGUGCAGGAUGUACGAGCUGGGAAGUACUUAAAAGAAAUCGAUAUAUUAUUAGAAGAUGGAGUGGUUAAGACCCUUAGCCUUGAGACAUAUAAGACUGAAGGUGGUGCCCCGAAACCAACAAAGAGGAGAGGUUUUGUUGAGACAUGGGGACAGAACUUGCCUUCACUUGAUUGGCCGGACCAAGAGAUGCAGAGCUCACAGAAUAGUGAUGACAGUGCGACAACAUCAGCUGAUGAACACAAUACAGAGAACAUUCCCCCAGUUAUAGCAGGUAGUCACGAGAUAUUUCUGGAGGAAAAUUACAGAGGUGAGUAAUAGUUUUAUUUUUGUAUUUUCAGAAUGUAAGCCUAUUUUUGUAUAAGUAGAACUAAAAGGUAUGCGGUCAGUUACAUAAAGACAAAUAGACAACUGAAAAAUGUCAUAUU
This is a messenger RNA of Ruditapes philippinarum (Manila clam), 3564 nucleotides long. RefSeq lists its product as uncharacterized. Lineage: Eukaryota; Metazoa; Mollusca; Bivalvia; Venerida; Veneridae. The coding region runs from base 3071 to 3454 and encodes 127 amino acids. The record is from RefSeq and is a predicted model, not a curated record. The transcript has 4 exons.